GUGGCGGGUCUUUUGUUUUCUGUGUGUCUGUUCAUUUUAGUUGUUUCCUGCGUGGUUUUGUUUUUGUUCUUUUUUUAUCUCUUUUGUCCUGUCUUUCCCGGAUAGUGUAUUUUCUCUAUCUUUGUGGAGUACCAAGAUUGAACCAGAGGAUGAACUACAAUAUCUGGCCUGUGAUUAUACCUUUUUUUAGGCAGCGUAGCCUGUGACCACGGGAAUCGCUCGGUCAUGUGUUUGAUGACACCNGUCAAGUGUUUGAUGACACAAGAAAUAAGCGAGGAGGACAAGAUGGACGCUGUCAUGACCCUCAUGAACCCGGCCUAUCGCCUCAAAUACCACCGCCAGACCUACGGCGACGACGCGUACCAGGUCAUGAUGCCUGUGGCGUCCACGCUGGAGGAAGAUGACACCCUGCUACCUCCUCUCCCCGUGGAUGGUCAGGCCGGCGCUCCCAAGAAACUCGGGCCGAAAAAGUUCAGGGGGAUCGCGGGGCGCGGGGACAAGUACGCUUCGUCGUCGUUCAUCACGCGAGUUUCUGAACUCGGCCCGGCUGCAUCCGGAACUACGGCGGCUCCCUCUCUGUCGCAGGGGGGUGCCACAGCGACUCCCUCUUCGUCACAGAGGGGGCGUGCGGGCGGAUCGGUCACGGUCGGGGGUAUGGUGAUCAGUUUGACACGCCGAAUGCCGCCCGCCGAAUGA
Molecule: messenger RNA, 696 nt
Organism: Ectocarpus sp. CCAP 1310/34
Lineage: Eukaryota; Phaeophyceae; Ectocarpales; Ectocarpaceae
Source: the annotation of a GenBank genome assembly